CUUAAUUGUGACAUGUAUAUAUCAGAUAUAUGCUAACAGUGGUUAAUAUUGUGAUAGGUGGUCAUUUAAGAGACGAUCGGCCCUGAUUCACUUCACAUGAUCACUAAGAUCACCCUGACUUUGCAUCCGUAACUCAUUUAGGAGUAUUAGAAGAAGAAGAACUGACUAGCUUGGGGGCCUCAAGCUAACAUUAUGGAGCCAAUGAAAUACACGUUCGCAUGAUGGAAGACAUAAUGUCGAACACGAAUGCUAAUCAUCUGAGUGCAUAUCUAUUUGUGUUGUCACAGCGACAACAGUAACAGGAGAACAUUAUGACAGAAAAGGCAAAGCCGAUUAUUUACUUGUUUGCUCCCUUUAUUUUAUAUUGCAUUGAAUACCCUUCCUUUCCAUGGACUAUCACUUGCUCUUGUUCAUGCAUAUUUGUUUAUGUUGUCUGUCUUGUGAAUAACAGGGUCGAGACUAGUGCAGACAAGAUACCAUAUCUCAUGUUACACAAAGAGCUCAAUACCAUUUUGCGCCGUGGAACUCUUUUUCCUCUCUUCCAGUCUCUGUCCUUUGCAGGAGUGCUCUCACUACUUUUCUUGCCCAUGUUGUAUUCCUGA
Messenger RNA from Lobosporangium transversale, 602 nucleotides. RefSeq lists its product as hypothetical. The record is from RefSeq and is a predicted model, not a curated record. The transcript has a single exon. The coding region runs from base 312 to 602 and encodes 96 amino acids. NCBI's taxonomy places the organism in Eukaryota, Fungi, Mortierellomycota, Mortierellomycetes, Mortierellales, Mortierellaceae.